AUGGACGACAGGCGGACCGCCAUCGGACCCCGGCUCCCCAUUGUCGUCUCGGGCAGAGGACUCUCAGGUACCCAGGCAGGGGAGUACGGUGUGUCCACAGUGAGUAAGGUGUCUGUGAAGACAGGAAACUUCAUCACCAUCCCAUGUCGCUAUAAUCUGAGAUACAUAGAAUAUGUCAAAUACUGGUGUCAAGGAGAUUACUGGAAUUCUUGUUCUGCUCUAGUACGCACAGACCAACCAAAGAUAUCUGGGACGGUGUCAAUCUCUGAUGAUGUCACCCGAAGAAUCUUCUCUGUUACCAUGACUGAUCUGCAGCCAGAGGACUCUGGGUAUUACUGGUGUGCUGUGGAGACUACAGGAAGAGAUCAACAUACAUACUUGCACCUGUCAGUUACCACAGGUACUCCAGGACUCUAUGUGGACCAACAGGAGGUGACUGGAGUUGAAGGAGGGAGUGUCACUGUCUGUUGUCACUAUAGUAACACUGUGGCUAAGAAGUGGUUGUGGUGUAAGAUGGGUCUCUACUAUGUCCCCUUGGUGGGAAGAUAUUCAGGUCUUUUAGAUGGAACAUCAGUGACAUCACAGCAGACCAUUGAUAACAACAACAGACACAUUUUAACAGUGACUCUGAAUGGAUUGAAUAUGGGGGAUACUGGCUGGUACUGGUGUUCCACAGGUGACCUACAGAUGCCUGUUCACAUCACUGUCAAUCAACUGACCACAACACAGAGUAUCAAACCUGCCUCCACCACCACCCCUACCCCCACUUCCACAUUCACCAUCUCCACUGUCAAUCAACUGACCACAACACAGACUGACACCAUCAUCAGUAAGUAA
This is a messenger RNA of Coregonus clupeaformis (lake whitefish), 837 nucleotides long. RefSeq names its product polymeric immunoglobulin receptor-like. The transcript is spliced from 4 exons. Gene Ontology annotation, cellular component: plasma membrane. Gene Ontology annotation, molecular function: transmembrane signaling receptor activity. The record is from RefSeq and is a predicted model, not a curated record. Bases 1 to 837 code for a protein of 278 amino acids. Lineage: Eukaryota; Metazoa; Chordata; Actinopteri; Salmoniformes; Salmonidae.